AACCUUCUUUUCUAUAUUCCAUUAUUUUGAAAUAUACUUCGAACACAUUGUCAUUUUUACCACCUAUCAUUAUUAUAUUUUAUGCUAUGUCUUGAAAACAUUGUUUUAUUAUAUUGGCGACGAGUUAAAAAAAAAAUUAAGAUGAACGAUGAACAAUUCGCAUUAUUUUUACAUGCACAACAAAAUCAGCAAGAACAGAUUUUACAAAUCUUGAAGUUGUUGGUACCAGCAGCUUGCAAUACAACAGCCAAGAGCGUGACGAACGACUCUUUUACAAAACAUGAUACGGAUAACAAGAUAAGUAUAAUCAAACAUUUCAAUAUGGAUAAAUACAAUCCAGAUACAUUCAGAAUUGACGAUUACAUUGAUUUUUUCGAAAACAAAUGCAAAAUUCUUGAUAUCGAUAACAGCGACUUACAGAAAGAUUUGCUUCUGAAUUUACUAACACCAGAGAUAUUCCACGAAUUAAAAGUAGCUUUAACGCCUGAUUUCGAUAUAGCUACAUACAGCGAAAUUUGUAACAAAUUAUUAGACCUCUAUCGCAUAAAAACGACGAGGUAUAGAGCCUUAACAGAAUUUUGGAAUUGCACUAGAGAACAAAAUGAAACGAUGGAACACUAUGCAAACAGAUUAAAAGGUCUUAGUCGGGAUUGUGGCUACACUAAUGACUUCCUGGAACGACAAUUACGUGACCGCUUUGCCACUGGAUUGAAUCAUCCAGAUUUAGAAACUGACUUGAAACAAAAAUGGCCUGAUUUAGUUCAAAUGGUAGACGGAAUACCAAGAGAAGUAACCUUCCAACAAAUUUUUACAAUCUCUCAAUCAAGAGAACAAGCAGAACAAGACACACCACGAACAAGUAUUAAAAAAAUAAAUAGGAGCAAAACCAAAACCGUACCAUUACAUCAAAAUACAACACGAAAAUUAAAUCCAAUGCAUUGUUUACGCUGUGGAAAGAAAGAACGGCACAGCCUAUCACAGUGUUCAGCCAAGGACCAUAUUUGUAAAGAAUGUAACACGAAAGCACACUUUGAGAGUUGUUGCAUUAAGUCUGGACGGGCAUACAUCAGCUAUUCAGAAGGGAGCCGAAAAUCAAUUAAAAAAAUAACAAGACCUCAUAAGUCCUCAACAUCAUCAUCAUCAUUUAUCAGUAAUAACGAGGAAGAAAGCGAUGAUGAAGUUAUCUGCAGCGUCUUGGGUACACGUAAGAGAGAAUGCAAACAAAUCGAUGUACGGAUCAAUGACAUACCUUGCACUAUGGAUUGGGACCCCGGCUCUGCGUAUUCAAUUAUAAACACGACAUUGUGGAAAAAAUUAGGAUCACCAUCUUUACAACCCGCCCCGAAACUUAAGGCCUACGGCAACACAAACUUAAAAACAAAGGGAAUUACAAAAGUGACAGUCGAAGUCGACGGACUGCAAAAACUUCUACCUGUGGUCGUAAUGAAAAAUGCCAAACCAAUGUUAUUUGGUUUACAUUGGAGUGAAGUUUUUGAAAUGGAAUUUCCAAAACCAGUAUACUCCAUCAAAACAUCAAUACCGAUUACUCUUAAACAAAUACUGGAUAAACAUUCACAACUCUUUGAUGGAAAACUAGGAAAAGUUAACAAUUAUUACGUAAACAUACAUGUCAAACCAGAAGCUGAACCGAUCCACCUUCCUGCACGGCCUAUAAAAUUCAGCAUGAAAAAGAAUAUAGAAAGGGAGAUAGAUCGUCUGAUCUCAGAAGGGAUAGUGGAAAAAGUAGAUCCUAAUAUUACACCUAUUGAAUGGGCUACACCCACAGUUAACAUUCUGAAAUCUACAGGGGAAGUUAGGAUAUGUGGAGACUACAGAACUACACUUAAUCCAGUACUUAUUAAACAUCCGGAGGAUAGGCGGUAUCAACUCAUUCUCUGGCGUGAAAGCUCAGAUGAGCCCAUAAAAAUUUAUGAACUGAACAGGAACACUUACGGGUUGCGGUCGAGUCCAUAUUUGGCGGUUCGUUCUUUGCGGGAGCUGGCAGUGAGGGAACGGUUGCACUACCCUCGUGCUGCGGACAUUUUGGAACGGGACCUAUAUGUCGAUGACGUAUGUACGGGCGCCGACAGUGUCGAAGAGGCCUUAUCACGCAAGGAUGAACUGAUCCGCCUUUUGAGCAGGGGCGGGUACGAGUUGAGAAAAUGGCUGUCUAACUGUCCUGAGUUGUUGACUGGUUUGCCAACGGAGUUUCAACAGGAUCCCCAUCUUUUCGAGAAUGUCGAUAACCCUAACAUGCUGUCGGUCCUAGGGAUUCAAUAUCGUCCGAUUCAAGACGAAUUUACCUAUCGGGUGGAGUUGGAAAAUCCAAAGGUAUGGUCUAAGCGAACGGUGCUUUCCACAAUUGCUCGAACCUUCGAUCCAAACGGUUGGAUCGCUCCUGUCACUUUUCUCUUAAAGUGCUUCAUGCAGCGACUGUGGUCUGCUAACCUGUCAUGGGACGAGGGGAUUGCUGGUGACCUAUUGAAGGAUUGGUUGAACUUUUUCUCGUCUCUCCCUGAUAUUAACCACGUGUCAAUACCUCGGAAGCUGGUUCCUGCGGGCAAAUACAAGGCGUCUCUCCACGGGUUUUCGGAUGCCUCGGAACGCGGAUUCGCAGCUGCGGUAUACUUGCGAACGGUUUCUUCAACUGGAAGGGUUGAUAUACGGUUGGUGUUAGCUAAGAGUAAGGUCGCUCCGCUUCGGACACGCAUGACGAUUCCGAAGCUCGAGUUGUCUGGUGCCGCUCUGUUGACUAGGUUGUUAAAUCAUUCAGCUACUAGUUUACGGUCGGUUAUUGAUUUAGAAAACACUGUCUAUGCUUGGACAGACAGCCAGAUAGUGUUGUGCUGGUUGAAGGCUUCGGUUCAUACACUUGAAGUUUUCGUGGCCAACCGUGUCUCCCAGAUUCAAGGUUCUGAGGUCCCUCUAACAUGGAGACACGUGCCUGGUGAGCUCAAUCCGGCGGACUGCGCUUCUCGGGGAUGCUUAGCAUCGGAAAUAGUUGAUCAUCAGUUAUGGUGGGGUCCCCAGUGGCUCACCAAGAAAGCUUCUCAGUGGCCUCCCUCUCGCAUAGAAGUCCCUCCAGGUCUCGUGGCUGCACCGGCGCAGUUCGAGGAUCGAGGAGUGAUUCAGGGGUUGGAUUUGGAUCUGCUCAUCAACCGUUAUAGCUCCUUGGACAAGCUGGUUAAGGUUACCGCCUGGAUUUUGAGGUUUAUUCGGAAUUGUCGUUUGUCGGUGUCUCAACGCAAUAUGACACCUGUUGUGUGUCCCAUCGAGCGGAAGAAGGCGCUGCUGAAAUUAAUUGAAGUUGUGCAAGCCACCAGCUUUCAUUCAGAAUUGAAGGCGCUAAGGACUAAGCGCCCUAAGCUUCGUGGAGCUAUCGCUCGUCUUAGCCCCUUUGUAGACGGCCAGGGGCUGAUUCGAGUGGGAGGUAGAUUAAGUAACUCCAAUUUACCUUAUUCGGCGCGCCAUCCUCUUUUACUUCCCAAGAAGAGCCAGUUAGUUGACCUGUUGGUGAUGGAUCGCCACAUCGCAAAUUCGCAUUCCGGUUGCAAUGCGCUGCUGGCAUCCCUCCAGAGGGAAUUUUGGAUUCUGUCAGGGCGUCGUACGGUUCGGAGCGUCCUUUUCCGGUGUUUACCCUGUUAUCGGCUUAAGGCGUCUACGAUGCAGCCUCAGAUGGGAGAUCUGCCUCCAGACAGAGUGAAGAAGAUGAGGCCGUUUUCUGGAGUUGGUACGGACUUCGCUGGGCCCUUCAUGAUCAAGGCUUCACGUUUGCGGAAUGUUAGGUUAAUUAAGGCUUAUCUGUGCGUCUUUGUCUGCCUUUCAACCAAAGCUGUACAUCUUGAAGUUGUUGCCGACCUUACAACUGAAGCCUUUAUUGCGAGCUUGGAUAGAUUUGUGUCCCGUCGAGGCUUACCCGAAUUGAUACGCUCCGAUAACGGAACGAAUUUUGUAGGUGCGGACCGUUACUUGCGGGAUGUAGUAAAUUUCUUGAACAAUAACCAGGUGGAUAUUGAAACGGCCCUCGCUCGUCGCGGUAUUCGGUGGACCUUCAGUCCUCCAGGAUGCCCCCACUGGGGUGGAAUUUUCGAGGCAGUAGUAAAAUCGGCUAAGACUCACUUGAUGCGCGUGAUAGGGCAAACCUCGCUCACCUUUGAGGAGUUAACUACGGUAUUUUGUAAAAUUGAAGCGGUACUUAAUUCACGGCCGUUGUGCCCGCUCAGUUCAGACCCGAAUGACUUGGAGUCGUUAACUCCAGGCCAUUUCUUGAUAGGACAGCCACUCAAUGCGUUGCCGGAGUAUCCCCUCUCGGAUAUCAAGCCUGGACGGUUGAGGCGAUACCAGAUGUUGCAGCAGAUGUCCCAAGAUUUUUGGAAACGUUGGUCCCUUGAGUAUUUACAUCUGCUCCAGCAGCGCUUUAAGUGGACGGAUAGAACCAGUCCCCCUCACGUCGGUGACCUUGUGUUGGUUAAGGAUGCUAACCUGCCGCCACUGCGUUGGCGUAGGGGGCGCAUUGUUAAUCUGUUUCCCGGUAAGGAUGGGACCCCUCGGUCUGCAGAGGUUCUGGUCGGGGACUCGGUUCUCAAACGAGCGGUCACAACGUUGUCCCGGCUGCCAGUUGAUUAGGGACAGGUAGGGGACCUGUCCGGGCGGGUGACUGUUCGAAACCAAUCCGUUAGUUUUUGAAUUCUUACCACGGCAACACGGGUCGCGAUUUGACGGUGCCGUCGCGAUUUGACAUCUGGCACUUUGUCUUGCUUCUCGAACGGGACGGUACCUGUAUAUUGACGGUCUACGCUAAAGUUGUGUAUCAUCGCUAAUCCUUAUCCAUUCCUGCCCCAUACCCUUCUCCCUAAGUGAUACGGCGUGAGAAGACGAAGGCAUCGGUUCCGGUGAGUGAUUGCAUGAUAUUUUGUUAAAAUAGUACACACGGCGCCGCGAAUCGCGGCACAUGUUCGACGCGCACCUCGUGCUGGUUUCCGUAGCCCUAGGCUGCCACGAGGUCGCUGGGUUCGAAUCGAACAAUUUCUUGGUAGCCACCCAGUUCCAAUUUUCGAUCAACUACGCCAAAAUCUCGCAAACGGUAAAUUAUUUUCAAAAAUAGACCUUAAAGACGCAUACUUACAAUUUGAAAUAGCACCGGAUUCGAAAAAGUACUUGACGUUGUCAACACAUAAAGGGUAUUUCCAAUACAAUAGAAUGCCUUUUGGAAUAUCGACUGCUCCUUCAAUUUUCCAACAUUUUCUGGAUCAACUGCUAGGCGAUAUCAGCAAUGUAGCUGUAUAUUUUGACGACAUAGCUAUAGCAGGGAAAGAUCUUUCAGAACAUUUACAAACUUUAUCUAUUGUAUUCGAUCGCUUACAAAACGCUGGCCUAAAAGUUAAUUUAAAGAAAUGUAAUUUCUUACAGAAUCAGAUUGAUACUUAUGAGGCAAGGACGCAUCGUUAUACCUACAGCACUCCGAAAAGCCAUUCUUACAUACCUUCAUCGAGGACAUCCUGGCAUUUCUGCUAUGAAAGCACUUUCACGUUACUAUGUUUGGUGGCCUAACCUUGACGAAGACAUAGAAUUAUUUAUCAAGAAAUGUACCAGAUGCCAACAGAACCGCCCUUGUAAUCCUGAACUUCCUGUAUUUUCCUGGUCCAUACCAGAAGAAGUAUGGGAGAGAAUCCAUAUCGACUUUGCUGGACCGUUCGAAGGAUCGUAUUGAAACACUCCGCACUCGUCCACUGGUAAAUCUCCAGCUGAGAUGAUGUUUGGAAGACAAUUGAAUUGCAUACUUUCCAACAUUCGGCCAGACAAAAGAAGAUUAAUGCAGUAUUUACAAGUAAAAGAAAAUAUUCGUACCACAUCACCGAGUUACCGACCAAGUGACCGAGUAUAUAUUAAAACACGCAAUGAUAAAAUAUGGGAACCAGCGGUAAUUACAUCCCGAAAACAUAAAUAUUCAUAUAUUGUUUCAACACCAGGAGGACUAGAAAAACGAAGACAUGCUGAUCACAUCAGGCCACGCGAGUCCUCCACCUCAGAAACCCCGAGGAAUGAAAGGGCGCAUUCUUCUAUGCUGGCGGCGACUGCUUCUCCAGACAUUGGAAUGGAAACAACAAUUAGCGAAAGGCUAACUAAAAACAAGAAUUCGGCAACAGUACCAUUACCUACACCGCAGUCGCCUGAAUCCGCACAGAUAGGUACCACACCCUGCCUAUUUCUACCAUUAAGCAGUAAUGCGUUUCUGUUUGAAGGGUGGGGCAGUCGUUGCUACUAUACCGAGACUUUAGAAUUUAUAUCUCAAGAUGGGCGGUGGCAUUUACGUUGUAAAUGUCUGUGGGCCCCAGUAACCACUUAACACCAUGUGGGCUGUGAGCUUGUCCACCCACUUAGGAAAUAAAAAAAUUAAAAGUUUUUGAAUGGGCUAAUUUAACAAGUGUCUACGUGGGAAGAGGUACAGAAAGUGCUGGAUCUACUGAUCACACAAGAGUUUAUUAGCAGCAGCCAAGUUAAGAGUCUUUGAUGAGUUUCCAGUUAUUUCCCACUUUGCGAUGGAUGCAAAACUCUCUGACUGGAAUACCGAGAAUUUUUCUACUGAAAACCGUUGAGUUGAAUUACACAGUAAUGUGUCGCAGUAAUGAAAGCUAUUUUGAUUACGAAAACAAAUAUAAAUAAAUCAUCUACUGAGCUC
This is a messenger RNA of Bombyx mori (domestic silkworm), 6679 nucleotides long. It is a transcript of the gene Alg7, whose product is annotated as UDP-N-acetylglucosamine--dolichyl-phosphate N-acetylglucosaminephosphotransferase. Gene Ontology annotation, biological process: DNA integration; dolichol-linked oligosaccharide biosynthetic process; protein N-linked glycosylation. The record is from RefSeq and is a predicted model, not a curated record. NCBI's taxonomy places the organism in Eukaryota, Metazoa, Arthropoda, Insecta, Lepidoptera, Bombycidae. Gene Ontology annotation, molecular function: UDP-N-acetylglucosamine-dolichyl-phosphate N-acetylglucosaminephosphotransferase activity; nucleic acid binding. The transcript is spliced from 2 exons. The coding region runs from base 82 to 4626 and encodes 1514 amino acids. Gene Ontology annotation, cellular component: membrane.